Molecule: messenger RNA, 1239 nt
Organism: Eurytemora carolleeae
Lineage: Eukaryota; Metazoa; Arthropoda; Copepoda; Calanoida; Temoridae
Product: lactosylceramide 4-alpha-galactosyltransferase
Exons: 15
Coding region: 154-1200 (348 amino acids)
Biological process (GO): glycosphingolipid biosynthetic process
Molecular function (GO): hexosyltransferase activity
Source: RefSeq, a predicted model, not a curated record
ACUCAGUUUACUCAAUACGCUUCUGCUAAAACCGUUAUUUUCCGGAGUGAUCGUUGAAUAUAGAACUAUCUUUUAAAUUAUAAUUUUGUAAUAGUGAAAAUUAGACAAUGAGAUUUGUAGAAAAAAGACAAUUAAUAAGUAAAAAGUGAUAAAAUGAGAAGAAUAAUAAAAAUAUUGAUCACAUUUAUUUUCAUUACAACAGGUUCCCUGUUCCUUUUUCUUGUAGAAAACCGUGUACGCGUACAGAUGAAGAAUAAAGCAGAGAGGACUCCAGCGCAAGAGCGCACCGUUCUUCAAGUUGAGAAAUUAACCAAGUUUACAUCAAGUGAAGUUGAAAUCAACAAGAGCAUUUUUUUCCUAGAAACAGGCGGACUCAAGUUUAUUACGACCAGGCAGGCGUGUGUUGUCGAAUCUGCCUUAUUACAUCAUCCUGAUGUUAGAGUUUUUCUUCUAAUUACUGGUGGAAAUUCUUCAAGUAUAAAUGAUCUGCGUGAAGAUAUUAAUUUAAGAAGUCUGUUAUCCUACCCUAAUUUCAAGAUCCGAUAUAUUGACAAUGUAGCUAUUUUCAAAAAAAGUCCCCUUUGGGAUUGGUUUGUGUAUUCCGACUGGCAGGCACAAAAACAGAGAUCUCACAUUUUAAGAUUUGCUCUGGGAUUGAUAUUUCUUUUUGAUUACGGCGGAGUAGUUUUAUCCUUCAGUGUGCUCACUGUGCAGCGCAUUCCUUUUAAUUUUAUUGGGGAAUGUGAGGAUGAUGUACUGACAACAGAUAUUUUGAGUUUUCCACAGAAAAACCAGUUUCUUCAAUAUGUACUGGAUGAUGUACAAAUGCAGUUCAGAGAAAAACUAUUUUCUGAGAGAAGUCUAACCAAUUAUAUCUACUCUUUCUGCAAGGUUGAGUCCCUACGAGAGCUAGAAUUUCAAGAAUGCAGGUUCCUUGAGGCGCGUUUACUGCAUCCUGAGGUCCUCUGUCCGAUAGAAAAAGAAAAACAUUGGGUUCUCUUUGAUGAAAACAGCUUGUUGUGUAGAUAUGAGCUUGCUAAAGCAAAGUUUGAAUCCAAGGAAGUUAAAGGAAUACAUUUGUGGCUUGAACUUUCAGCUGGAUUUAAGGAAUGGGGUUCCCCAACAUUUAAAUCAGCAAUUUAUAAAUUAGGAAAUCAACACUGUCCUGCUGUAUUCUCCAGUGCUACCAGAACAUUAUAGCAAACUAUUAAUUAAAUAAAACACAGAAAUUGUUCCUAA